This is a messenger RNA of Anopheles darlingi, 1506 nucleotides long. RefSeq lists its product as uncharacterized. Bases 1 to 1506 code for a protein of 501 amino acids. NCBI's taxonomy places the organism in Eukaryota, Metazoa, Arthropoda, Insecta, Diptera, Culicidae. The record is from RefSeq and is a predicted model, not a curated record. The transcript is spliced from 4 exons.
AUGGUGAAGCAGAACAGCGACUGGAUGGUGAUAUCAUUUGAAGAUCUACCAAUAAUCGAGCGACGACCCGCAUUCUAUAACGUAUUCUUCGUGCAGGAUUAUGCAUCUCUUUGCAAUAUUAUUAGUCACAUGGAUAGCGGUUCAUACGAGUUCAGUGGGUAUUACACGGUGUUCCUGGAGCAAUCAGACAGCGAUGUCGUUAGCAAAGUGAUGGAGAAACUAUGGAAUAGUUCGAUUAUCAAUGCGAUGGUGAUUUGUCGGGCAAGUGAUGAGGAGUACGUGGCGUACACGUACUAUCCUUACCGGGCGAAUAAGUGUGGAAUGGUGGAGCCAAUAGAACAUGGAAGGUUACAUAUAGGCGACAAAUGGGUUAUCACUACGAGUGAUUGGUUUGGUGAUCGGAUUGCAAAUUUUCACGGAUGUCCACUAAAAGUAGGUACCGUUGAGGUGCAGCCCUACUCAAUGUCGCGGAGAGAAGGUAAUGCAACUGUUUACUUCGGUUUGGAAAUGUUUAUAGCAGAAGCAAUAGCAGAGAAAUUGCAAUUUUCAAUCGAUUGCUUAAAACCGCAGGGUAAGGUGCGUUGGGGAAUCAUGCACCCUACUAAUAGCACCGGUCUAGUGGGUAUGAUUCAGCGCAAGGAAGUAGACUUUGGAUUCGGCUCCCUCGGGUACUCGCUAAGCCGAAAUAAAUUUCUGAAGGCUACCCCGAGCCACCUAACACAAAUGAUAAUGGCGAUACCGCCUCAAAAGCCGUACACAUCGCUCGAGAAAUUAUUUCAACCGUUCACAAUCGAUGCUUGGAUUUGUAUUGCUGUUGGAUAUUUAAUUUUUGGAAUGACCACACUACUUUUGGCGAAGUUCAACCCUAAUGCAAUAUCUGAAAGGAUCCAUUACCCACUGUACACCUUGUGGAUCCUGUUAAUGGGAGGUUCGGCAGGAAAAUUUCAACUAAACAGCUCGCGAGCUUUCAUUAUUGGUUUCAUCGUUAACACGCUAGUUGUACGGACACUAUACCAGGCCGGUAUGUUUAAGCGAUUGCAAGCUUCUGCUUCUUUGGCUUCCGAUUUAAACACAAUUAGUGCCAUCAACAAGGCCGGCCUGACGUUCAGUAUGUAUCGAUCGACAAGCCAGUUUUAUAAGGAUAACCCGAUGGUUCCAGCCAGUCGCAUCAGAAUAAUCAACGAUUCAAUCAACUUUGAUGACGCAUUCUACGCCCUGUCAAAACAUAAACUGGAUGAAGUUAUAGCCUUGCCGCUUGAUAUUAUCGCUUACUAUGUGAAGAAAUACGGCACCAAGGGAAUUAUAUACGCCGCGGGCAUAACGCAAAAAUGGCUCGAACAGUUUCGGGAUGAUCGCUACUGGAACAACGCGAAAGAAGAUCCAGAACCAUCUAGCUUGAAGUGGAAUCAGAUUUCGGGGGGGUUCCUCUUGUGUGGCGUGCUGCUCUCACUGGCCACACUUGUCUUUAUGGGUAAAUCAAGAACUACUGCUGUGCAACCAGUGUGA